AUGUUCAUGCUCCGCAACUUGAGCAAAUUUGUCUUUGGCGACAGCUCUAAGGAAACCAUCGUCGAAAUCUCGCAAGGCCAGCUUUAUCUCGUCCGGCCACGAUCUGUCAAGGGCUACUCAGAGCUCAUCUUCAAGGACGCCGCCGCUACCGUUCGUCGCACGGGCCAGGAGUUUCAGUACCAGCUCGUUGUUCAGCGCGCAUACGAGGAAGGAGAGGAGGAUCUGCUAGCUGAAGAGGGAGGUGAAGACGCAGGUCUUGACGCUCUUGCAGGCGAUAAGGACGAGAAAACGUUCUUGCUCGACGAAGGCUUGCAGUUCCGUACCGACGUACGCUCAACUGGUGAGAAGAUCUUCGCUUGGCGCGACCUCAGCGGCGACGUAGACGAUCUUUGGGAGUUUGUGUGCGAUCCAUCUGUGAAGCCCGAGACUGCUGCUUUAUUCGAGCGCGUUGCCCUACAGUGCCAGUACGAACGCAAAUUUAGGAGAAGCCACGAGCACGCAACCGACGACGACCUUGAAGCCCUAGCUUACUACGAGGACUCUAUCCCAGACGCAAGCCCUGUUCCUAGUCCCACUCGCAAAGCUCUCGAACUGCCGCCUACACACGAAGAUCUGUUUCCCAACACUACAAAGGAAGUCAUGGUUAAGAAGACGACGAGCAAGGCAGCUGCCCCGCAGCAGGAGGAGGAGGCAACUGCUGCACCGCUAUCCGCUGCGCAGCCAAAGGCCUUGGACUUGUUGGCAGAAGAGAAUGCUGAGCUGCACCUUUUCGACUUCCCUACUGGUACGUUCAAGCUGCAAGACGCAAACGUGACAGCUACGGUUACCGAGAUCGGUGACUGGCAAUACUGGCUGCACAUUGUUGGUGACGAGCGCGAAUGGCUGGGCCAGCCAAUCGUCGAUGAUAUCAACCCUGUCUUCAACUACGAGUUCAAGUCGUUCAUCUUCAACCACUACCUUGAGGACGGCUCGGCUUACUCUUGGCUGUUACGGUUCAAGAACCAAGAGAACCUCGAGAGUAUCCAGAAUGGUGUCAUGCAGGCACUGUGGGAGCACCUGAAUCAGGUCAAGUGGCAGAAGGCCAAGGACACAGACCGAGAGUACGUGCUUGAGGCUUUCCAGGAUAUGACAAUGGAAGAUGCCCCGGAAGAAGAGGAAGAGGAGGACGAGGAGGAGUUCGAAGACGCGAACGAUCAGCACAGCGAGCACUACGACUCAGAUGAGUCUGAAGACGAUACAGAAACUGCGCCCAAGGACGGUGAUGAGAACUCGCAACUGGCUGUAGGCUACAAGCACGACCGUUCCUUUGUCGUCCGCGGCAACAAGAUUGGAGUGUUCAAGCACACUGCCGACAACCAACUGCAGUUCUCGACUACUAUUUCCAACAUCAUGACACCCAAGGGCAAAGCUUUCAAUCCGAACAAGGUAAUGCUUCAUCAGCAGGAUCAGGGCAUGAUUUUGCAGAAUCUCGACAACCCCAACUCGCUCUACCGAAUGGACCUUGAAACCGGUAAGGUUGUUGACGAGUGGAACAUCCACGACGAUAUCCCAGUCAAGGUCUUUGCACCUGAAAGUAAAUUUGCACAGAUGAGUGGAGAGCAGACAUUCUUGGGUCUCUCGGGCAACGCCUUGUACCGUGUCGAUCCCCGUCUGAACGGCAACAAGCUUGUCGAUGACCAGCUUAAGCAGUACGCUACCAAGAACGCUUUCUCCGCUGCCGCGACGACAGAAAAGGGCCACAUUGCCGUUGCGUCCGAAAAGGGUGAUAUUCGACUGUUCGACCGCCUCGGUAUCAAUGCAAAGACUCUCAUCCCUGCGCUCGGUGAUCCGAUUAUUGGUAUGGACGUGUCUGCCGACGGUCGAUGGGUGCUUGCUACUACGCGAACAUACCUCCUCCUUAUCGAUGCGCUGCAAAAGGGCGGCAAGAACGACGGCAAGCUUGGUUUCGAGAAGUCAUUUGCAAAGGAUGACAAGCCACAGCCCCGCCGUCUUGCUCUCACCCCGGCCCACGUUGCGCAGUUCCAGCACGAGACUAAGGCGCCGAUCUCAUUCACUACGGCGCACUUCAACACUGGUCUCGACGACACGGAGACUACGAUCAUCACAGCUACCGGACCUUUCAUCAUCACCUGGAGUAUGAAGAAGGUCCUUGCGAAUCGCCGGGACCCGUAUAACAUCAAGCGUUACGCUGAAGAGGUCAAGGCUGACAACUUCAAAUUUGGUUCAGACAAGAACCUUAUCGUCGCCCUACCCAAUGAGGUUGACAUGGUGGCGCGCCGUGCGCUUCAGAAGCCGACGCGUGAGAGCAUUGCAUUCCCUUCGCGUGUCGGCCAGUUGUCUACUCCAAGACGUGGUGGAAACCGCAGCAGCUACUUAGGUCGCGGCGAUAUCGUGAACAGCCCAUACUAG
Messenger RNA from Ascochyta rabiei, 2409 nucleotides. RefSeq names its product tRNA (guanine(9)-N(1))-methyltransferase. Gene Ontology annotation, cellular component: cytoplasm; nucleus. The record is from RefSeq and is a predicted model, not a curated record. The transcript has 3 exons. The coding region runs from base 1 to 2409 and encodes 802 amino acids. NCBI's taxonomy places the organism in Eukaryota, Fungi, Ascomycota, Dothideomycetes, Pleosporales, Didymellaceae.